AUGAGAGUGGCCCUCCUGGCCUUAAGACUGAUGUGCUUGGCCUGGCUGUGGCCUGUCACCCAGCUCAACAGCAGCAGCUUCCCAAAUAAGAGGAGACACAAGGAGCUGUACCUUGGAGAGAACACCAAGCAAAAGCAUGCAGGACGAGUGGAUCUUAAGUUGAAAAAGCUGGACAGCACCAAGUCCCUGCUAAUCAAAUCGGAGCAGCUGCUUCGGAUUGAGGACCAUGACUUUGCAAUGCGACCAGGCUUCGGAGGUGCAGCUCUUCCUGUCGGCAUUGAUGUCCAGGUAGAGAGCAUUGACAGCAUAAGUGAAGUAAACAUGGACUUCACCAUGACUUUGUACUUGAGGCAUUACUGGCAGGAUGAUCGCCUGGCCUUCCCGUCAAGCAGUAACAAGAGUCGCACCUUCGAUGCACGUCUAGUGAAGAAAAUUUGGGUCCCUGACGUGUUCUUCGUCCACUCUAAGCGCUCCUUUAUCCAUGACACAACCAUGGAAAACAUUAUGCUAAGGGUUUAUCCUGACGGCAAUAUCCUCUACAGUGUGAGGAUCACUGUGACAGCACUUUGCUCGAUGGACUUCAGUAGUUUCCCUCUGGACACACAGAAUUGCUCUCUGGAACUGGAGAGCUAUGCUUACAAUGAGAAUGACCUCAUGCUCUACUGGAAGAACGGGAACGAUUCAUUAAGGACUGAUGAGAUUGUGCUCUCUCAGUUUUUUAUUGAAGACUUUCAGCCUUCCUUUGGGCUCGCCUUCUACAGCAGUACUGGUUGGUACAAUCGACUCUACAUAAAUUUCAUUCUCAGGAGGCAUAUCUUCUUCUUCAUGCUUCAGACGUACUUUCCUACAAUGCUGAUGGUGAUGCUGUCCUGGGUGUCCUUUUGGAUAGACAGGAGGGCCGUACCUGCACGUGUCUCUCUGGGCAUCACCACUGUCCUGACAAUGUCCACCAUUAUCACUGGUGUCUCAGCCUCUAUGCCUCAGGUGUCAUACGUCAAAGCUGUAGAUAUCUACUUGUGGGCAAGCUUCCUGUUUGUCUUCCUGUCUGUCAUUGAGUACGCUGCAGUUAACUAUUUCACCACAGUGGAGGAAAUGAAGAGGCUCAAGAAUGCAAAGAUCCCCACCUUCAAUGCCACCCAGGCUAUGGCGUUUGAUGGCUGUUUCCAUGACAAUGACAUUGACCUGACUUCUUUUCCAGAGGAUCCUAGUACACCAAAUACAGAGAGGAACACCCAGUCACGAAAUUCUACUAACUCUGCACCCACAGAGGGCACCAGGCUACGCCGCAAGCACCCUUUAAAAGAAAACCUUAGCUUCAUAAUGAGCAACAGUUAUAUGAUCGACUCCUACUCCAGAGUCAUAUUUCCCCUGGCUUACCUGCUCUUUAACAUCAUUUACUGGAGUAUGUAUGCAUAGUAAACUCACUAUGCAGCAAAUGAACACUAUCUUUUUGACUAUUUUCA
Molecule: messenger RNA, 1463 nt
Organism: Scomber japonicus (chub mackerel)
Lineage: Eukaryota; Metazoa; Chordata; Actinopteri; Scombriformes; Scombridae
Product: gamma-aminobutyric acid receptor subunit rho-3-like
Exons: 9
Coding region: 1-1416 (471 amino acids)
Biological process (GO): regulation of membrane potential; signal transduction; nervous system process
Cellular component (GO): synapse; GABA-A receptor complex; membrane
Molecular function (GO): GABA-A receptor activity; extracellular ligand-gated monoatomic ion channel activity; neurotransmitter receptor activity
Source: RefSeq, a predicted model, not a curated record